This is a messenger RNA of Salvia splendens (bonfire salvia), 2106 nucleotides long. Its product is annotated as probable myosin-binding protein 6. Lineage: Eukaryota; Viridiplantae; Streptophyta; Magnoliopsida; Lamiales; Lamiaceae. The transcript is spliced from 3 exons. Gene Ontology annotation, molecular function: myosin binding. The record is from RefSeq and is a predicted model, not a curated record. Bases 129 to 1340 code for a protein of 403 amino acids.
UCACGUAGAAACACCAAAACGCCCAUCUCAGAAGAGGGAGGGAGAGAGAGAGAGAGAGAGGUCACGAGAUCACUAGCCAGCACGUCUCGUGAUCCUAUCCAAUCCCCACUCCUCCUUCAAAUCAAAUCAUGCCGAACGAGCUACUGAAAUGGCUCUGGGAGCAGCCCCUCGCCUCCUUCCCCAAUUCCCUCCACAACUCCAUCGUCCAAUGCUUCAUGAUCGUCCUCCUCUUCGUCGACCGCCUCCUCUCCUUCGUCUCCACCGAGUUCGCCCGCCUCUUCGGCCUCCACCUGCCCUGCCUCCUCUGCCCCCACAACCCUGCUGACCUCUACUACAACGAAUCCAUCUGCGACGCCCACAAGCGCAACGUCUCCUCCCUCGGCUUCUGCGCCGUCCACUCCAAGCUCUCCGACAUCCGCUCCAUGUGCCACGUCUGCAUCGUCUCCUUCGCCACCGAGAAGGAUUCCGACUGCGACAAGUAUAAGGCCGUCGCCGCCAUUCUGAACAAGGACAUUGAUCGGAUUGUGGAUGACGACCGCCGCGCUGCCCUGCUCCGCCGCCUUAAGAAGGAUGACGACGAUAAGGGAGGCGAUCCCAAUUUGUGGUGCUCUUGCUGCGGGGAGCCCCUCAAGCUCAGGGCUUCCAAGAAGUUUCUGAGGAGUUUGUCGACCAAGUCCCCGGCUUCGUCUCCAAGGCUGUCGUGGCUGCCCAAUAGGAACGAUGAGACGCCUCGGUCGAGGUACCUGGAGCUGGAGGCGCCACAGAAUGAUGCAAUCACACCAUUCUUGCAAGACGAUCCUAACAGAACUCCUAAAUGGCUGAUGAGCUGGAGCAGCAAGAAACUAAAUUUUGACAAAGUGGAUACCCCUGUUGAGCCCUUGGACAUAAUGAAACCUCUCAACGAGGUGGACAGCGACGUUCUCAGUCGUCUCAAGCAGCAAGGCAAUCUCGACCAAGACUCCCUGAUGGCGCUGUACGUGGAGCUGGACAAUGAGAGGAGCGUUGCUGCUGUGGCCGCCAACAAUGCAAUGGCUAUGAUCACUCGGAUCCAGCAGGAGAAGGCCGCUAUCCAGAUGGAAGCGCUUCAGUACCAGAGGAUGAUGGAGGAGCAAGCAGAGUACGACGAGGAGGCCUUGGACCUCAUGAGAGACAUGCUCAUCACCAAGGAAGAUGAUGUCAAAACGCUCGAGUCUGAGCUUGAGGCCUACAGAGUGAAAUACGGGCCUAUCGGGAAGUAUGGUAGCGACAUUUGCGAAUUUGAUGCUGAUGAGGAUUCCAUGGAGAUGAAGUCUCAGUCGUCGUGUUUAAGUGAGAAAUUGUCAGACUAUCAUAGUUUUUGAAUGGUGGUGAUCAGAAAGAGUGUGAGGAUCCUUCUCGGUGCCAUAUGGAGGGAGAGUCGUCGUUCGAUUUCGAGGGGGAGAGGUGGUAUCUUCUUGGUCUUUUGACUGAUCUCAAGAAGAAGACGAGGAAUGGUGAUAAAGAUAGAGUCCAGUUUCUCAAUGGAGGCAAUCAAGAAUGAUGAUCAAGACAGAGAUGGAGGUGAAAACAAAGGUAUACUUAAAACAGAGGUGUCUAUGAUCAAGGAGAGGUUGAGAGUGGUUGAAGCAGAUAGUAGCUUCUUGAAGCAUGCAGCUAAGACUAUCCAAAUAGGAGAUGAAGGUGCUAAACUCUUGAUGGAGAUAGCUGAGCAUCUCCGGGCGCUUAGACGACGUGCGAAUACUCUCCCGGCCUAGGUGGAUGCAUGAACUCGAGUCAUGCAGGUCACGGGCGCUCUCCUUGCAGGCUGGACGAGCCAGAAGGCGGCUUUUGCUUCUGACCAUGCAAAACAUAGAUAUAUAUUCUUAUGAUGAUAGGCAGUAUGCAGUAAAUGAAAAUGGUGACGAGCACACCACGUAUGCAAAGUUUAAGGUUUUACAUGCUUUUGACUAUGUGUGUAGCUAUGAAUGAAGACAUAGAUAGCAAAGAAGGGCAUGUAAAACUUAUCUGUCUUUUUAGCUAGAGAACAGAAAAGGGCUCUUACAGUUACAAUGUAAACUACUCAAGGAUCCAUCUUAUUUUUACUGGAAUCAUUUCGUAGACAAAAUAAUGGAACUCAGAUUCAAUACC